Molecule: messenger RNA, 852 nt
Organism: Seriola aureovittata
Lineage: Eukaryota; Metazoa; Chordata; Actinopteri; Carangiformes; Carangidae
Product: chemerin-like receptor 1
Exons: 2
Coding region: 1-852 (283 amino acids)
Biological process (GO): inflammatory response; complement receptor mediated signaling pathway; phospholipase C-activating G protein-coupled receptor signaling pathway
Cellular component (GO): plasma membrane
Molecular function (GO): G protein-coupled receptor activity; complement receptor activity
Source: RefSeq, a predicted model, not a curated record
AUGAGCACAAUCCACAUGAUGAAUGGAGUGGUUAUCUGGGUGACCGGGUUCAAGAUGAAGAAAACAGUUAACACAGUUUGGUUCCUCAACCUUGCUGUGGCCGACUUCCUCUUCACAGCAUUCCUCCCCCUGAAAGUGACAUACACAGCCAUUGAUUUCCACUGGCCUUUCGGCAACUUCAUGUGUAAAGUUAAUUCCACCUUAACCUCCCUGAACAUGUUUGCCAGUGUCUACAUCCUGGUGGUGAUCAGUGUGGACAGAUGUGUGUCUGUGGUGUGGCCUGUCUGGGCCCAGAACCACAGAAAUAUACGCAAGGCGUCUUAUGUGAGUCUAGGUGUUUGGGUACUGGCUCUGAUUCUCAGUGCUCCAUACUUUGUCUUCAAGGAUACUUUAACGUAUAGUGAUAACACCACCCGCUGCUUCAACAACUUUACUCUUUCUGAUGAUUCUGAAACAGGACAGUUUCGUUAUCAGGCCGUGGCCAUCACCAACUUCCUCCUGGGACUUGUUGUUCCCUUCACUGUCAUUUUCUCCUGUUACGCUGUGAUAAUCCAUCGUCUCAGGAGGAACCGCACCUUGGCCAGCAAGUCGAGUCGCCCCUUUAAGAUCAUCGCUGCUGUUAUCACCACUUUUUUCUUGUGCUGGGCUCCUUUUCACAUCAUGCGUCUAAUAGAGUUGGAUCAUCACACGCGUUCUAAAACAUUUGGCCAUGUCCUCUCUAUUGGUCUGCCUAUAACCACCAGCUUGGCCUUUCUCAACAGUUGUCUGAACCCACUGCUGUAUGUCUUCAUGGGCCAAGAUUUUAAGGACAUAGUUCGCAAAUCCAUCCUGAAAAUAUUGAAUGUAAGAUAA